Messenger RNA from Diceros bicornis minor, 2317 nucleotides. RefSeq names its product zinc finger protein 444 (gene ZNF444). Bases 34 to 1137 code for a protein of 367 amino acids. Gene Ontology annotation, biological process: regulation of transcription by RNA polymerase II. The transcript has 4 exons. The record is from RefSeq and is a predicted model, not a curated record. Gene Ontology annotation, molecular function: DNA-binding transcription factor activity, RNA polymerase II-specific; RNA polymerase II cis-regulatory region sequence-specific DNA binding. NCBI's taxonomy places the organism in Eukaryota, Metazoa, Chordata, Mammalia, Perissodactyla, Rhinocerotidae.
CUCGGUCUCGGAGGGUUGGGGGGAGGGGGACGGAUGAGUUUGGCGCAAAGCCUGCCGGGGCAUGGAGUCCCGGCGAGCUUUGUGCGCAUGUGCGAAAAGGUGCCGCUGUCCCGCCUGGGCUCGCCGGCCCCCAUGGAAGUCCCGGCCCCCCCACAGCAGGUCCUGCCGCCCCCGCCCGUGAAGCAGGAGCAGCGGGCUGCCGAGGGCCUGGCCCUGGACUCGCCGUGGCACCGCUUCCGGCACUUCCACCUGGGCGACGCGCCGGGCCCCCGCGAGGCGCUGGGCCUGCUGCGCGCGCUCUGCCGGGACUGGCUGCAGCCUGAGGUGCACACCAAGGAGCAGAUGCUGGAGCUGCUGGUGCUGGAGCAGUUCCUGAGCGCCUUCCCCGCCGACAUCCAGGCCUGGGUGUGCAGCCGCGGGCCCCAGAGCGGCGAGGAGGCCGUGGCCCUGCUGGAGGAGCUCUGGGGACCAGCCAUGAAGGCCCCUCGAGAUGUGACAGAAGGCUCUGGGGUCAGCGCUGGAAAGGAAGUCGGUGGGAUGGUUCCAUUAGGAGACCCGGCCCCCCGGGCUGAGGAGCUGGCGCCGGGGGACGCCCAGGCCGCGCGCCCCUACAAGCAGGAGCCGGGCAGCCCCCCGCCCGCCCCGCCCGCGCCGCCCGCGCCCGGCCUGCCCGCCUUCCUGGGGGCCCCGGGCGCCGUGUCCUGCCCCGAGUGCGGCAAGGCCUCGCUGAAGCCGGCGCACCUGCUGCGCCACCGGCAGAGCCACUCGGGCGAGAAGCCGCACGCCUGCCCCGAGUGCGGCAAGGCCUUCCGGCGCAAGGAGCACCUGCGGCGCCACCGCGGCACGCACCCCGGCGGCCCCGGGCCCGCCCUGCGCCCGCUGCCCGCGCGCGAGAAGCCGCACGCCUGCUGCGAGUGCGGCAAGACCUUCUACUGGCGCGAGCACCUGGUGCGCCACCGCAAGACGCACUCGGGCGCGCGGCCCUUCGCCUGCUGGGAGUGCGGCAAGGGCUUCGGGCGCCGCGAGCACGUGCUGCGCCACCAGCGCAUCCACGGGCGGGCGGCGGGCGGCGCGGGCGGGGCGCCGGCGGCGGGCCCCGAGGGCGGGGGGCCCUUCCCGCCCUGGCCCCUGGGGUAGCCGCUGCCGCCCUCCGUGCUGCCCGUCCAGCCCCCCGUCCCGCAGCCCUCCUGCCGCACCGGCUCCUCUGGUGUGACUUUCCCAUGCCCUCAUGGUCUCUGUGCUUUCCCAAGUCUCUGUCCCAAACCUCACUGUCCUGUUCAGACCUCACCUCUGUCGCCCUUCCCGACCUCCCAGCCCCUUCCACUCGGUAAAAGGUGCCUCCACGUGUCCUCCCUUCCUCCCUCCUUCCGCUCCACCCACUCCCUACCCCCGGGGUGGGAGCGAGGCGGACCGGGAGCCCAGAAGAGGAGCGAGGGCGGGAGCAGCAGGCGGGGCCCCUUUGACCCAGAGGAGGCUGGAGGAAGGGCACUGGAUCUUGUCCCCAGGACACCCCCCCCCAGGACAGACGGGGGGACGGGGAACGGAGGGGGAUGGUUGACAAGACGGUCGGGGGUCUGGUAGUGGCCUCCUUGGUCUGGCUCUCCUGCACGACCCAGGAAGGCAUGAGAUGGACAGAGAUGCCUGCCUGUGGGAAGUGCAUCGGAGACGACAGUUCACCAGCAUCUGCAGAGUAAUAAAGUCACUGAUGAGGCGUGCAGACCCAGAGUCCCAGGUUCUGUUGUAGACGGCCACCCUCCUGAGCUGAGCGCCUCUAGGGAGGGGCCCUGCGGGUCCCACCUCGGACCCUCCCAGCGUGCAGGAGGCCCUGGGAGUCUGGGCUUAGCCCUGGGGCACCAGCUCCCUGACCUUGAACCUAGAGAUGAGGAACCCCCUUUAGGUGAUGGGAGAUGAGCCUUCACAAGCGUCUACACGGCACAGGAAAUGUUCGCCCAUCGCCUCAUGGAAUCCACCUGGCGGCCCCAGGAGCAAGUCCCCCAACUUGCAUCUUAUAGAGGCUGGAAAGAGGCUCCAAGAAGGGAUCCAACCUAGCGCCAAACAGGCUCAGGUUCGAAUCUCCACCCUACCGUUUCCUGGCUGCAUAAUCUAAGGUCACACCCCUCUCUGAGCUUCAGUUCCCACAUCUGUAAAUAAUAGUGGUACCCACGUCCCUUGUUAGGAGUAUUACUUGGGCAGGUUACCUCAUUUCAUGUGGGUCCCCAGAUGUCAGUAUCAGCAGGUCCCUUGGGUGGCCCAUUUUGCCAAGAGGAAUCCAGUCUCCUGCUGGGUGUGGGGUUGGAGCCUGGCGGCAAUGGGUCUG